Molecule: messenger RNA, 263 nt
Organism: Racocetra fulgida
Lineage: Eukaryota; Fungi; Glomeromycota; Glomeromycetes; Diversisporales; Gigasporaceae
Source: the annotation of a GenBank genome assembly
CCGCAAUAGAAAAUUUAGGAACUUCGCAUAGUUCUGAUUUCUUUGAAACGUCAAAUAUUUCAAAAUCAUCGAAUUCUUCUCAAACUUUCGCUACAUUUCCAAAUAAUGAUUUUGAUAAAGGUCUAGAUGCGCCAUCUCAAAUUUUGAGUAAACAUAAAUAUUUCAAACCUUCUGACAAAGAUUGGAAAAGACUACAAUGGUCAGUAGAUGAAGCAAAUUGGAAUAUCACCAACAAUAUUGUAGAAAUACCACUUAAGAACAAA